Molecule: messenger RNA, 591 nt
Organism: Coniophora puteana RWD-64-598 SS2
Lineage: Eukaryota; Fungi; Basidiomycota; Agaricomycetes; Boletales; Coniophoraceae
Product: concanavalin A-like lectin glucanase
Exons: 3
Biological process (GO): proteolysis
Molecular function (GO): glutamic-type endopeptidase activity
Source: RefSeq, a predicted model, not a curated record
UUCACUACCAACUGGGCAGGAGCCGUGAUGAACGGCACUGAAGCGAUCAAUAGUGUGACUGGCACGUUCAGCCUUCCCAAACCGACGGGAAAUGGAUCGGUGGCUAUCUGGGUCGGCAUGGACGGAGUAUCAUGCAGCACCCUCUUGCAAGUGGGCAUCAUUGUGACUGUCAACAACGGGGUAGUAUCGUACAUCCCCUGGUACGAGUGGCUACCAGACUAUGCGACGCCUCUCGAGACGCUCAGGCUCGACGCGAGCGAUCAAGUGACGCUCACCGUGACCGCAACCUCGCCGACGAGCGGCGAGGUGAAGAUUCAGAACAAGUCCAAGAAUCAGGAGGUGUCGACGCAGGUGAGCUCGAGCGCGAAGCUAUGCCAGAGGAACGCGGAUUGGAUCGUUGAGGCGUACCACAACGGCACGGGGCUCGCGCCGCUGAACAACUUCGGCACUGUCAUGUUUACACAGGCGCAGGCGGGGACGUGGGGCGGGGCGAUUGCACCCACUACGGACGCGUCGGUCUAUAAUAUUCAGCAGAAUGGGCAGGCGGUGGCGUGGGGGUCGGUGCAGAAUGGGAACGUCAUCGUGCAGCAC